UAAUUGCUUUGAAGUGUAGAAUGUGUUAGAACAGUAAAUAUAACUUAAUGAAUGAUUAGAAAAGUUGAUCAACUUUGCAUGUUUUUGGAAGUUUAGAAUGUAGCACGAUUGGAUCGUGUUUUUAGGAAUUAUCAGCUGAGAAAAAAGAUUUAUCUUGGGACGCCUUCCGGGACUUUUUUUCCCUAAAUAAAACUUUGGGAGCUUAUAUAAGCUCCCAAAAUUAUAAGUCCUGGAAGGCGUCUGGUGGCUUCCGCACCUUCGCAGAGAAGGACGAUGCGCGGAAGCGGAUGAAGCUGAAGAGGAGCAGUGGCAGUAGAAGUGGGAGAGGAAGAGGAAGAGGAGGGUAUCAGUGGUAAAAAAAAUUUAAAAAAUGCUAAAACUUGCUGUUAUUAAUUCAUUCCUCUCAACCCAUUCCCAAAAAUUUUCUUCCUAUAAGUGGUGAGAGUUUCUAUUAAGGUGCCUCCCCUGCCUUGGCGUCCCCUUGCCAUUGCCUACCCUUCCUAUGCCUUUUCUGUUGCCUGCCUUUUAUGGUCUUGCCUUUGCCUACCAUGCCUUGCCUACCCCUGCCUUGCUGAUUCCUCUUCCUGUUUCCUUGUUCCUCCUCCUGUUUUCUUGCCUACUUUGCCGUUCCUUACCGUGCCCUUUUCUUGCCGUGCUUAAUGCCUUUGGUUUGUCAACCUCUUCGCAACGCUUUCUAUAUUGAUUACACACAGCGAAAUCAUUUAGGUAGGCAACAAUUUUUAUAUUGUCAAACCACAGAAAUCCGAAGAACAUUUUUCUCCAAUUUCUGAUAAAUUUUGAUUCCCUGAGGUAUAUUUAGGAUGUGUUGAUUUUUAAUGGCUUUUCAAUUUAAAGAGAUUUGCGUUGUCCGUCCUCCUAUUUUGAGUUAAUUUUUUUGCCACGCCGAAUAAACAAUCGUCGUUGGAAGUCAGGUUCGUCCACAUAUUGACCGAGGGGCGUAAACUAGUUCGUGUACACAGUACGCGAAUACAUUGUAAUCUUCAUUUUGUAAACAAAACAAAGCAUGGUAGUUGUUGCAGUUCCUGGUUUCUUCCAAUUUAAGUAUAAUUAUGAUCAAUAAUGUUGAUAUAGAUGAUAUAAUUAAUGAUCUCAAAUGCUCCUAUUUCCUACUUGACUUACAGAAAGCACUUCAAACAGAAGUGAAGAAGCCUUCGUUGUACAGUGGUGAUGUAAAGAAACAUAUAAAAAAGUUCCUAAAAGAGUCAGGAUAUUCAAUCGAAAUUCAGAAUGUUAUUUAUAAAGUGUUUGUUGACAGAUAUUUGGGUAUCACUCCUUGUAAAAAUGGGGAGAUAGAAACACUGGACUAUAUAAGGAAGGCACAGAAAUCAUGGGAGAAGUGUAUUGUAAAAAGUAUCAACAGCAUGUGCACUGAACUGUCUCUUCCUCUCUCAAGAAAGAGACCAGAGGCUGAUCAGAAAGAUUUGCGUAAAAAAUUUGAGUCAAUGACCCUUGGUGCUGAAUAUAAUGAUCAAAUGUACACUAAACUUCGUCCUGUGUAUUCUUCAGCUGACUUCUUCGAGGUGUUAGUUGGAGUCAAAAAUCCGAAUUACGCUACUGGUAAAAAUAUAACUUCUCAUACAUGGAACAUGAUCCAAGCACAACUUUACACUCCAGAUAUGACUGAUAUUAGAAAGCAGUAUCAUGGUUUAGCAGGUUCGUGCUUUCAACUGGGUGUUGAUGAUCAUGAAGACAGUCCGUUCCAAAAUGAUUGGUUGAAAGUCGGUCAGAGAGUGAUAUCAAAAAAUCACAUGGCUGCAGCAAGGCAAUACAUCAAGCAGGGUUGUUCGCCUGGGUUAAGAAAACAACUAUGGUCAGCCCUGUUGGGUGUACACAUAUCUGAAUCGGACGUGUUAUAUUAUGAGCAACUGAAGACAUACGUGUUUGAAUAUGAUAUGUUAGUGGACUAUCUCAUUAUGAAGGAUGUGCGCCUUACUGCAACAAACGAUGAUUCUUUCUUUGUUUUCGAAGACGUUCUUUACCAGGUUUUGCUAAUAUUCAGUCGUGAUACAUGGUUAUUGGAACAUUUUAAUUACUCAACAGCUACACCUCCAAAAUCGUAUAUCCGAGGUAAGCUUGGCGUGGAGGAAUUCUGUGUUUAUUAUCCGCCCUGUGGUAUCUUUCCUUUUCAUGGAUUUUCAAUGAUGGCUGCGCCUUUGUGCUACAUAUUCGACAAACCGGUGGAACUUUAUUAUAUCUUUCGCUAUUUAUAUACAAGGUAUUUUUUUCGACUUCAUACAAUUUCAUCUCAUCGCGAGGGUAUUUUAUCUUUGUGUACAUUAUUUGAAAAGCUGCUGCACUCUGAAGAGUCGAUUCUUUACCAACACCUAGAUGGUAUCGGAGCCAAACCUUUAAAACUUGUUUUUAAUUGGUUUUUGUUUGCAUACUCUGGUUACUUAGCAGCAGAGGAAAUAUUGCAGGUGUGGGAUCGAAUUCUUGGUUAUGAUUCAUUACACCUGUUGCCAGUAUUGGCUGUGGCAAUCAUAUCAUAUCGAAAAGAAAAUUUGUUAUCCAUUGAUACACCAUUAGCAGCAGAAGCAGUUCUCGCAGAUAUCAGUACGUUAAAAGUGAUACCAGUAUUGAUGCGUUUUUUGUCAAACAGAAGAUUUUAACAAUGCAUCGUUCGAAUGAACCACAACGAUUAUAAAUUUAACAACAAACUUGUUUUUAUUUAUAUAUUUAUUUAUUGUAAAAAAUUGUAUGAAAUUAUAUCAGGCAUGUCAAAUUUAGUAAACAUUUUUCACAAAAAAUGUAGAAUUGGAAAAAACUCUGAUGUA
Molecule: messenger RNA, 2795 nt
Organism: Hydractinia symbiolongicarpus
Lineage: Eukaryota; Metazoa; Cnidaria; Hydrozoa; Anthoathecata; Hydractiniidae
Product: TBC1 domain family member 19-like
Exons: 23
Coding region: 1071-2630 (519 amino acids)
Source: RefSeq, a predicted model, not a curated record